Diachasmimorpha longicaudata is the source of this 7610-nucleotide messenger RNA. It is a transcript of the gene raskol, whose product is annotated as raskol. Gene Ontology annotation, biological process: regulation of GTPase activity. The record is from RefSeq and is a predicted model, not a curated record. Bases 1908 to 6149 code for a protein of 1413 amino acids. The transcript has 6 exons. Lineage: Eukaryota; Metazoa; Arthropoda; Insecta; Hymenoptera; Braconidae.
AUUCUUCAUGCUCCCCAACAAGUAACGCCCGCAGCCGUUACACAUUUUGUUUUUCAAACGUCGUUUAUUUUUUCCUUUCAUGUUAGGCUUCCUCUUUCAACUUCUAUGUCAUUUUAGGAGUCACGGUGCUAUAAAUACUCAAGUAAAAAAACACGAUGAAUGAGAUGAAUACCCAGACAGCUUCCCAAAGUCUCGGUUCAUCUGAAUGAGACAGAUUCCUAUAUCUCGAGAUCUGCCACCAUUUGCCCGGUACAAACGGUUGUAUUAGGAAAUCGGAGGAAUAGCCCAUUCAAGACCAAUAGUCAUUAAUCCAUUUGGCCCCUUGAGUAACGGAACCGGCUCGAAGUAACCAUUUUCUCUCCGUGAAUAUUUUUCAUUGGUGUGUCAUUAAUCAAUGGAGCGAAAUGAGUUGAUGACCAACGCUUGGAAAUUUUAUCGCUUCAAGCUUCCGGAAUAAUUGUGCAAAAUUAAACGAGCGUUUGCUUCGGAAAUAUGAAAAUAGAAUUGCGUUGCGGCGUUUUCGCGAGAGUUUGUUCACAUGAGUUCAUAGCAUAUGACGAUGCUAUUGCUUGAUUGGCGUUGCUGCGCGGAAUUUCGGGAAAUAGUUACAAGUAUUGCGAGAUGAUAGUGCUAAUUAUUGAUUACUGUUAUUGUAAUAUUUUCUACGAUUCAGCUGCAUCCGAUUUCACAACACAUGGGACAUGUCCAAAUGAGACUUUCUAAUAAUAUUGAUAAUCGUGUUCAACGAUUUUAAACAGCUUUAAAAGCACCGAUAUCACCGCGUUUUCAAAGUGUUUGCGUUAAAAUUCACGAUACUUUGAGUUUGCAAAAUGCCUGGCGGCUGCAGCUGUACGUCGGCGCCAGACUCCUGCCAAUCGUGCGUAUGAAACAUGAGAAAACAAAGAGUUAAAAUGUUUGGUAAUUCCCCCGAAAACCGGAUGGAAGUGAAUAGACGGAAUGGAAAUGAAUACGGGAAAGUCGGAGUAUCCUAUCAAUUUUCCCGGGGUGUCCUCACUUAUGGGAAGUAAAUAAGGGGGGCAAGGGUCGAUGACAAAGGAACAGCCUCAGGAUAUGUGUGUCUUGCAUACUCAUUAUGAAGAGCAAUUAUUAUUCAGGAUCAUAAAUAAAAAAAAUCUGAUUCUAGAAGAUGGAAAAUGGAAAUUAAAUAGGAGAAAUCCAAGGAAUCAAUUGGAAAAUGAUAAUUCACACUGAGCAAUUGAAUUGCUUUUCCCAAUAUUUUAUUCCUCUCACCAAUGAAAGGUUAACCCAUUCCCUGAAGAAGUCUGGCCGAGUCCAGUAUAUUUCUGUAUGCAGUUCUUGGCAUCAAUGCCACGGCUCUCGACAUUCGUGAAUUCACCGCAGUGUGGCGCUGAAUUACCCCCGUUACAACGUCCACGAUGAAAGAUUCAGUGAGUACAAGAUAGUCGUGCUCGUGCGUUCGCCUAGCUUCGCGUACGGUUCUCACGCCAGUGCAUUUUUACAAUCCCUCAUUCUACAAUUAUUUCGUUUUAAUCCGUGACAUUCUCCAUCGAUAAAUACAACCUGUGUGUGUAUGUGUGUGUGUACUAAAUAACUGGGAAUGUGCGUCAUAGUAAAUAGAAUCGAUACACAUGUGAUUCAGUAAAACUAUGUAAUUGUAAAUAACCGAGAACAAUAGCAUGAAUCAAAAAACAGUGGAAUACUUGGGCUUUGGGAUAUUUCAAAAGUGUUGACAAGGAAUACUUUAUUGAUGACCUUUUUAAGACAAAAAUUGCGUUUUGAGGAUCGGAGACAAUCGUGAAAGUGAAAAACUAUGCGAUUGUUCAAAUUACUCCAACCACUAAGACUAUAUCGUUUGUUUUUUUUGCCGAGAAUGGGAAAAAUUUCGCUGAAAAAAUUGUAAACUAUUUUGAAAAAAACGUGUUAAAAUGAAUGGGAAUGAGACAUUCGAUGAUUCUCCAAAGCGUAGAUCAACGUUCUACGUCUCCCUGGAUUCGCAGCCUCCGUCCCGUAGUGUCAAGCCUCAGGACCCGGAGAAAUAUUCCUGCAACACAUUUCCAAUAAUAACCCCGAAGAAUCCCCAUCCAAUUCCCCUCAAUCGGACCUUCAGUUCGAGUGACAAAUUGGAAGUCGAAAUGAAGCCAGUUCACCAUGUGGAGACUCGCGGGAAGGUCCACUCCCUGACGAAGAUGUUCGAGUCGCCUGAGGUUCUCGAUGCCUCGCAGAGGAAGAAAGUUGAGAGGACGAGGUCCUUCAAGACAAUUGAGAGGUUUCAAAACAAAUUCGGCAGGAAGGAUGUGAGUUGCAGCAAGAAGGAGAUGGCUUCUGGAAAGAAGGAGCGAGUGAGCACUGCUUCAGAGGUGGCCAGGUCCCGAGUGGGGGAGAACCGGAGGGACGAGGAGAGGAUCAAAUUCGCGAGGAGCAACUUCAGGCCGAAGAGCAAUGUCGGGAGUCAGGAGUGUGUGAACAGUGUCAGUGGUACUGUGCUUGGGAACUUGCUGAUCAGAAGGACUCACAGUACUAAAGUUUCCAGGAGUGUCAGUGCACUUGGAAAGAGACAUGCCAGUGCUGGAAGCCCUGGGGAGGGCUGCAGGGCCAAGGGGGAAGCCGAGGGGCUGGCCGAGGUGGUGAGGUGGGACGAGGGGGACGAGGAGGUUUUUGAGGAGGAUGGAGAUGCUGGGGUUCAUUCAGAUACAUCCUACGAGAAGGCAUGCAGGAGAGGAAGCGCACCGGCGACCCCUGUUUUAGGGGCCAGACCACUCGAUGUCACUCCCAACCGAAUAGUUAAUUUCUUCUCAAAACGAUCAUUCCGCUCUAAUCCACUGAAGAGGACCAAGAGCGUGACAAAGUUAGAGAGGCAGAAGCAGCGCGGAGCUGGAUUACGGGGUUGUCGUUCGCACGAAUCACUGCUGUGCAGUCAGGCUGUAACCUCGAUGGAUCUGGCGGCUGUUACACCAAUGCACCCGAGUCUGCUCGGUCGACCUCAUUGUUUUCAAGUCACACCGAGCAACGGUCCACCCAAGUACUUCAGUUGUAGAACAGCCCACGAGAGGCAACAGUGGUUGCACAGCAUACGGAAAUCAGUACAGCCAGACGCCGAGCAGACCCGCCGCACUGACAAUUCCUUACAAAUCUGGCUGCUCGAAGCUAAAGGCGUUCCCACAAAAAAGCGCUACUUCUGCGAGGUUUGUCUAGACAACACACUUUACGCCCGAACAACCGCGAAACUAAAAACUGAAUUGUGCUUCUGGGGCGAGCACUUUGACUUCCACCUCCUACCCUCUGUCAACACAAUCCAGGUUAACCUCUAUCGCGAGGCAGACCGCAAAAAGAAACGCGACAAGAACGUGUUAAUCGGUUCAGUGAGCAUUCCCGUACAGAACGUGACCUCUCGUUACCUAACUGAAAAAUGGUAUCCCGUAGUGAGCGACAAGGGACCGCUCAAGGAGCCCCCAGCCCUUCGGGUCAAGUGUCGAUUUCAAUCCGUAGACAUACUCCCUGUUCAGGUGUACCAGGAGUUCUUGGAAUAUCUUAAAACUGACUAUCCCUCCCUUUGCGAGCGGCUAGAGCCUGCGAUUGGCGUUAAAGCAAAGGAGGACAUUGCUACAGCUUUCGUGGCAGUAAUGCAACGUGAGAAAAAAGCACCGCAGUUCCUCGCUGACCUCGUGAUGAUGGAUAUCCAUCGGAUCGAUGACGAGCGUCUUACAUUUCGCGGAAAUUCCCUUGCGACCAAAGCGAUGGAGGCUUAUCUUAAGCUAACUGGUGACAGGUACCUCCAAGAAACUCUGGGGGCAGUCGUUCGUGCAGCUGUCGAAGGCGGUGACUGCGAGGUAGAUCCCCUGAAGGUCUCCUCUCUCGCAGCCCUCCACAAACAACAGCAAAACCUCCGCAACGCAGUGGAACUCGCCUGGAGUAGAAUUCUCGCAAGCCACACACACUUUCCCCUCGAGCUUCGCGAGUGCUUUCGCAUCUUUAGGGAGAGACUGAAGGAAAUGGGCCGCGAGGAUAUCGCCGAUAACCUCAUAUCAGCUUCCAUCUUUCUGAGGUUCCUCUGUCCCGCUAUCUUAUCACCAUCUUUAUUCAAUAUCACUCAUGAGUAUCCAAAUGAGAAGGCAGCGAGAAACCUAACAUUGGUCGCCAAGACCCUGCAGACUCUCGCCAACUUUACGAGAUUUCAGGGUAAGGAGAAUUUCAUGGAAUUCAUGAAUGACGUCCUCGAGAGGGAAGCACCAGCUAUGAAGAACUUUCUUCAGCUUAUCAGCAAUCCGUUGCCCAAAGACAGCCCCUCUAACAAUUCGUUUGAGUUCGAUGGCUACAUAGACCUUGGAAAACAAUUAUCACUCCUUCAUGCUCUCCUACGAGAGAGCAUCGCAGGAACCACUUCAUCAUCCACGUCGUCUCGACUUCCUGAAGUGCUCGACAGGAUCUCAGUGGCGCUGGAGCAACCUGGACCCAGUCCAGUCUCCACCGCACAUCGUUACCCAAAUCUUCAGAACAACAUCUUCAGGUAUAACGAUCCAACAAUUGCAAAUAGCAAUACAAAUCUGUCGGUCUCCGCUUCCUCAACAUUGUCCAACCACAGUACAUUGAAUGGUACCUUACGAGAUAGUUCCGAGGUACUCCAGAGUAAUACUCUAGGCCACCCUCCAGGAACACGAUCUCCUAAUGUAGUCAGAGCAGCAACCCUGCCAAGAAAUGCUUACCUUCCCAAUGGAAAACUUCAACUCCAGAUCACCAGUGACGAUUAUCACCCGUUGGAGGCACCAGCCUUCGUCUCGAGGUCACCAACACCAAUAUCCCGACAGCAUCGGCCAGGUAUUACUAAGGGGUACAGGCUCACAGCCUCCGCCAGCCUCGCCAACGUCAAUCAUUGCCAGAACAUCCCCACAAGCCCAACUCGCUCCGAGUCUCACAGCAAUCUCAAGGAUUCAAAUUUCAACAUUAACGUUAAUCAAACGAAUCAGGCUAAUCAAAACACCGGACAUAGGCACAACACCAAGAUCAACCAUGAUCUUCACGAUGACAACUACAUCCACAAUAACUACAAUGUAUCGAGGUCGGCUUCCAGAAAUCAUUGUAAAGAAGAAAAUGCCAACCAGACCCAUCAGCAAAAUUACAACAAUGUCACCAAGACCACUGUCAAUGCUAAUCCCAUUAAUCCUUCUAACCUCACGUUGACGAUAAAUCAGCCAAACAAUAACUACAAAGGCCCUACUACAAAUGGCAAUUUGGACGAGAUCUCCGAUCUUUUGAGGUACGCGGACGACGAAGUCUCCGAGUCAAAAUCCCAGAAAGGCUCCCAAAUAUCCAUCUCACAGCUAUCUAACGUUGCUUCCUCCGGGUAUCAAAGCUUCGCUGCUUAUAGCCAGUCAUCGAGUCCAGUUGACCUGAGUAACAACGCGAAUUCUCAUAUUAUGAGCGCUGCACCUCUCGCCUUUGCCAAUCCGGUUUAUCAUAUGGAGGCCAGCAGAAGCGGCCGCAGGGGCAGCACGAGUUCAGAGGAACGGGAGGGAGGGGGGGUUGAAGCUGUGAGGGGAGUGGAUCUUAGUCCUUCACCUGCAACUCAGGGGAAUCUGAGAAAUCGGGGGAAUGGACAGCAGUGGAGACAGACCCCUGGACACAGGGGCACUAAUGAGGGUCAGAGCGGAUACUCCACUAAGUUGAGGAGGAGACUCUCUUUGGAUUCUAAUAGGGACCUCAGUGAUACCAGUGAGGACGAGAGCUGCGCCACGAGGAGGAGCAAAAGCAGAAGUCACAGAAGCAUUGAUCAGUACGAGGUGGAAAUUGAGAGGUUACAGAGCAGUGUUGAUCGUCUACGCGCACGAUUGGGUGCAGCUGAGGAUGGGGAUGUCGAUGGCAUUGCACCUGAUACCAAAAUGAAGAACAUCAUCACCAGAUUAAUAUCUGUGGAGGAGGAGCUGCGUCGCGAACAGCAGAAGAUGUCAGCCGCACUGUCGUACAAGCAGCGCGUGAUAGAUGCCCAGGAGCAACAGAUUGCUGCAUUGGAUGCGGCAAAUACAAGAUUAAUGUCGUCAAACACAAGACUAUUGUCCGCAUUGAGCACACUUAAGCAACGGUACAACGUCAAGGCUCAGCCUAGUAGCAGCGAAGCUGCUGCCUUGUUGCAGAAUAUAGCUGACAUUGGUGAACUGAAAAGUUCAUCCUGCUGAGUCAUCACUGGAGACUAAAGAGACAAAAUUUACCAUGAACAAAAGGUGAAAGUUCAUGAUAUAUAUUCUUUUGCCGAACAACUUUCAUCUUCAUUAGUUGACUGUUCAUCCAGGACUAAAAAACAAAAAUUGAUGAUUCCGCAGAUAUUUAGAAGCUGUCUAGCUUGAAUAAUGGUAAUGAUAAAUUAUUGUUUGAGAAUUAACAGUAAUAUUAAUUAUUUGUACGAUUCAACUCAUAAUUUUUGUAUUAUACUGCCCAGAGAAGAACAGAUUAGAUCAUUAACAUGAGUAACAAAAUCGUAGAAUGGUUUUUUCGCUUUAUUUACGCAUACUUCAUGCGCUCUACGUACAAUCGUGUAUGUAUCGAUGAUUUUUGGUAUUUCUUUUUUCGAUUUCUGAGAAUCAUUCGGUCUCCACACGACUGAUUCCAGAUUAUCAGUAGGAUAAUAUGGAUAUGGACAAAUUUUACGAUAAAUCAGAUAUUUAUUUAGCAAUUGCUACCAAAGAUGAAGUGUUUUACAUUUUGUAGAUAAAAUCGAUUAAGUUAUUUUGGUUAUUUGAAGAAUGGGAGAAGAAAUGACAUGAUAAUUUGUUUUUUUUUUUUUAUUUAAAAAAUGUGUUUGGAAUUAAGUGGAAUUGUAUUUUAGUAAACGAUGAAAUUAGCCCUGUUUUCAAAUGUUCCAGGAAUGUUAUGGGGCACAAGAGGUUUAUGUUCAUAGUUCGUACAUAGAAAUUCUCUGGAGUAUUCAAUUGUGAUUAUUUUUCAAUUCACUUAAUUUCAAAUUUCAUUAUAUAGCUUUUCUCAUCAUUUUCAUCGUUUUACAUCACAAAAAGGAAUGGAUAAUCAUUGUAGCCAUAUCGAAUUAGUUCAACAAAUGCAAUGUGCAUUAUUUUAUGUACAAUAGGAGAGAGAUGACAAACAAAAUGAGAGAGUGAGAGAGGAAGAGAAAAUAAUCAUGAAAAAUCGUCGGGAUUAUUAGGCUAAUUCUGUUCAUGAAUUAGUUGAGAAAAAGUAUUAUCACUGCGACUUGUAUAAAAGUAACGAUUAUGAUCCUUAUCGAAGGUAUUAAUAAUACAUUAAGUUGUUUAUUAUUGAGCGGUUUCGUGGAUUUACUCGUGUAUAGAAAACAGAAAGAAAGAAGGACAUUUAUUUCAUUGUUUUGUGUUAACUUUUUUUACUCACAUUUUAGGCAUCGAUUAAUGCAGAGGAAUGUUUUGAAAAAUUUUUUGUCUGUCAUAAAGUCGAUAGGUAUUGAUAGUGGAUGUAAUCCUGUUCAGUAACAAAUUCAUGAGGAACAUAGAAUUUCAAAAAGUUUUGAGGAAAACGGCAAAUCUGUGCAUUGUAAAUUCAAUAAGUAUUUUCAAUUACUUCGUUUUUUUCUACUGUAAGCAAUGUCGAUUUAAGCAUUUAGAAAUUAUUAUUAUUGUAUGAACACAUAAAUAUGAUUAGAAGCAGAUAAA